GAGAAUGAUAGUUCUUAAGGUCAGAAAGACCAAAAUUUAAAUUCGGCUCUAAACACUUAAAAGCUUUAUGACCUUAAUUAAGUAUGUCACUUAACCUCUUUAUGCAUGUUUCCCAUUAUAAAAUGAAGACAGACUGUAAAAAAGAAAUGACAAAACCACUCCACCAUCUUUCCCAUUCAAAUAUAACUGAACAUUCCUGAACAUGCCUAUUUUCUAGUCUAAUUGUUAACUGAACUCUACCACACUUAAUUGGCCAACAUAAGAACUAGACAAGGUACAUUCCCAGAACUCAAAUUAACUUUUAAAACUCUGUCAGUCACUGACUCCUGUUAUCGAUAAAUAACUUCUAAUUUUCUGUGUCACUCUCCUUGGGGAAAAAAAGUACAAUUUAGGUUCAGAUUUGGCCUCAGACACUUCCUAGAUAUGUGAACUUGGGCAAAAUAAAAGGCAAGGGUUUAAAAAAAUCUUCCAAAUCAAAAAGCCCUCAAUUUCAUUUCUAUCUUCCCCACCAAAUCAUGAAGAAAAAUAUGCUGCAGCUCUUUGAUUUUCCAUAAAUCCAAUCUAGAUCUUUCUUUUUCUGGUCCUAUGUCUCCUUUCUCAAAACUCCAACACUAAUUGCCUACCUGUCCCCAGCCAAAUGCCAAAAAGAUUGAACAACCCAAAUUGUGUGCCUGUAUUGCCACAUACUAGCUAAAUCAUUUCCCUAUACAUACCUCAUGCAGCCUCCAAAACCAGCUAGCCAUAGCACCUGCCUCUUCCUCCCUAUCCCCAGCUUUGUCAUCCCCCUUCACCUUGGCUAUUUCUUCAAGUAUCACCCUUCACAAGCAGCUGAUGCAGACUGAGGUGCAAGAUCAGGAAUGGCAGGAGUGGAAAGAGAAUGUGACAUCAUCUUGGUUACCAAGCAGCUCAGUUCCUCCAGUUUUACCAGCUGUUUCUGUUGUCUUUGGGUCUAGCCCUCGUGGAUCCCAUCAAAGUGACUGCCUUACCAGGCCAAUCUCAGGCCAGAUAUCCAUAGGCAUGCCCAAGAUUAAUGAGGUAUUAAAUGAGACCAUCAGCCUUGAUUCAAGCUACCAUAAUGAUAUUCUUAGCUACCUGCCUGAGGUUUCUGGAGAUCAACAGCUCCCAAGUAUGCUGCCUGCAUCUGGGAAUAUACUGGAUGCAAGCAAUUGCCAAGAAUCCGUGGAUCCAGUUGUCCCUGUUAACAAUGGUCCAAAUGAACUGACUGGUUUCAGAAAAGAUAUUUCUGAUGAUGAGACAAAAGCCCUUCUGAAGGAGCGUCAGAAAAAGGACAAUCAUAAUCUUAUUGAAAGGCGACGACGUUUCAACAUUAAUGACAGGAUCAAAGAACUAGGAACCUUGAUCCCCAUGUCUGGCAAACUGGAGGUGCGCUUGAACAAAGGAACCAUCCUAAAGGCCUCAGUUGAUUAUAUACGAAAGCUGCAGAAAGAGCAACAACGGGCCAAAGAUCUGGAGAAGCAACAGCUUGUCUUGGAGCAAGCCAACCGAAACCUGCAGCUUAGAGUCCAGGAACUGGAACUACAAGCCCAAAUCCAUGGCCUCCCAAUAUCUUCUGUUUUGAAGCCUGAGGAAAUUGAAGGCAGCUAUAUUCCACAAUUCUCACCUCCACAUGCACUACUGGACCUCCAUUUUCCUAUGGAUCCAAUGUAUGAUGUAGGAGAAGAUCCCUUCCACCUGGGUCUUGAAGGCAUUCUGAUAAAAGAGGAAGCAGCUGUGGGUCCAAAUCCUACCCUGGGGAUCCCAUCUGUAACAAUGUCUCCACUCAGGGCCACCACUGAUCCCCUGCUUUCCUCUGUCUUCUCAACUCCUUCCAAAUGUAGCAGCAGCCACAGAUGCAGUUUCAACAUGGAAGAAGAGCCUUAAUGAUACCUUCUUCCUUUCUCAUAGAAUUGAAGCUAGAUCCUACUCUAGGGUAUUCUGUCUAUAUUUACAUCUUGCACCAUACCAUGCCUGUUAUUAUUUCCUGAAUAUUCAAAAACCAUAUUUCAUGUUCUAAGCUUCAACCCUUUCAAGAGCUUUCAACCCUGGGAGAAUUUCUACUGUAAUAGGUGUAAACUCCUAAAUAUUGCUUUUUGCCUAUGUAUGUGUAUCUUUUGAGGGCUAGGGGAAGGAGGGAGGGAAAUGGUACUUCUUUAAAUGUUCCUUGCCUAUUUACACAUUUAUAUUUUCUGAUUAAAUCCCAUCAAAGAAGUGAAGUAGUAUGGAAGCCAUUUGUAUAAGGCUGAAGUAACUCCAGCACUAAU
Monodelphis domestica (gray short-tailed opossum) is the source of this 2261-nucleotide messenger RNA. RefSeq names its product transcription factor E3 (gene TFE3Y). Gene Ontology annotation, biological process: regulation of transcription by RNA polymerase II. Gene Ontology annotation, cellular component: nucleus. The record is from RefSeq and is a predicted model, not a curated record. Lineage: Eukaryota; Metazoa; Chordata; Mammalia; Didelphimorphia; Didelphidae. Gene Ontology annotation, molecular function: protein dimerization activity; DNA-binding transcription factor activity, RNA polymerase II-specific; RNA polymerase II cis-regulatory region sequence-specific DNA binding.